GCUUGGUCAACUUGCGCGGCGCGUGUCCGCGAGCAUGAUAUAGUGAUGCUGAAAAGAUGGCAAGAUGAAAUGGAUACCCUUCUGAUCUUCGCUGGUCUAUCCUCGGCCGUGUUUACCGCCUUCGUGAUCGAAAGUUGGCCAAUGCUGCAGGCUGACCCGACGACAGUCACAACGCAGAUUUUGCUCCGCAUCUCCCAGCAACUCGGAAGUUUGACCGUCAACACUGCAUUCGUGAACUCGACUGUUCCUCCUUUCUCGUCCAUGGAAGGGCUAGAGCUACCAACAGCACCGUCCUCUCCCAGCGUCAGAAUCAACAUUCUUUGGUUUUUCAGCCUGACGUUGUCGCUCGUGUCUGCCCUCGGUUCCAUCCUCAUCAAACAGUGGGUUCGCGAGUAU
Punctularia strigosozonata HHB-11173 SS5 is the source of this 396-nucleotide messenger RNA. RefSeq lists its product as uncharacterized. The annotation marks the transcript as partial. The transcript is spliced from 2 exons. Lineage: Eukaryota; Fungi; Basidiomycota; Agaricomycetes; Corticiales; Punctulariaceae. The record is from RefSeq and is a predicted model, not a curated record.